UACGAAAGAGGCGUUAUGUUGAGUCAUUAAUGAAUAUGGCGGAAAAAGUCAUGGCGUCCAUUUUUUUAUGAGACGCUCUGUAGAGUAGUGUGUUUAUCCUUCUCUAACUUAUUGAAACCCCUUAAGCGACUUUGGGCACGCGUAGUGAUCAAUAUGUCCACGUGAUCUGUCGUCAGUUGCUACUCGCGUAAUUGCAAAUGCAAAAUGUCUGAGAAAGAAACGUUUGUGUUACAAUGAAAUGUUAAUUUUUGUUGUUAUUUGUAGUGUUAUAGUUUUAAAGUAAAAUGCCUGCAUCGAUUGGUGUUAAUUUACGUGUGACUGGCCACUGCAGCCAAGGCGGGAGAAAGUAUAUGGAAGACUUGUUUUCCGUUGCUUAUCAACAAACUGAAGAUGAAAGAGAUUUGGAGUAUGCUUUCUUUGGUAUAUAUGAUGGGCAUGGUGGUAGCGAGGCGGCAGCAUUCGCUAAAGAACAUUUGAUGGAUUCUAUUGUAAAGCAACGUCAAUUUUGGUCUGAUAAUGAUGAGGAUGUCCUGAAAGCCAUCAGAAAUGGUUACAUGUUGACCCAUUUGAACAUGUGGAAAGAAUUAGAAAAAUGGCCAAAAACAGUAACUGGUUUGCCAAGCACAGCUGGGACUACAGCCAGUGUGGCAUUUAUUAGACGUGGGAAAAUUUACAUUGGACAUGUCGGUGAUUCUGCUAUUGUACUUGGUUACCAAAAAGAUGGCUCUGAAGAAUGGGCUGCCAAACCUCUAACGUCAGACCAUAAACCAGAAUCCACUGCAGAAAUAGAGAGAAUUCAAAGAUGUGGUGGGAAAGUUAUAUCAAAAGCUGGUGUUCCACGCGUUGUAUGGAACAGACCUCGAGUAGGUCACAAGGGACCCAUAAAAAAGAAUACUCCCAUGGAUGAAAUCCCUUUCUUAGCUGUAGCACGAUCUCUAGGUGAUCUGUGGAGUUAUAAUCCACAAAAUGAUGAGUUCAUAGUUAGUCCUGAUCCUGAUGUUGGUGUAUUGACAAUUGACCCAACUAAGUUUCGGUGUUUAAUAUUCGGCACCGAUGGACUGUGGAAUAUGAUAUCUCCUGAAGGUGCAGUGAACCUAGUCCAAGCAACAGAAAGACACAAUGAGGCGGCACUAGUUAGUGGCAACGGUAGCCAGCCCAGAGAUUGGCUUAACCCAUCAAAAAGUUUGGUGGACCAUGCUUUAGAAAGAUGGUCCAAUACUAGAAUGAGGGCGGACAACACGUCGGUGGUGACACUGAUGCUGGACCCGCCCGGGCCCCCGCGCGCUACGGUGCUGCGCUCGCGGACUACGGCGCACAAGCCGGCCGUCGCCCCGCCCCUCGCCGCCUGCGCCGCGCCCCCCGCGCCCCCCGCACACCCUGCGCACCCCACGCACACCGCGCCCGCCCCCGCGGGGCCCGCGCGGCCCGCCGCGCCCGACGCGGAGCGGCCCGUGCCGCAGAACGGACUCACCAUCAUGACGCGCUACUCGGACGCGGAGCGGCCCGCCGCCUCGCCGCCGCCGCUGCCGCCCUGCGCCUCCAUCGACGCGCGCCUCUCCGUCGCGCCGCACGAGCCCGCGCCGCGCGACUCCAGCGACGCGGACGACGCCGACCCCAUCACCACCUACGGCAACCCCGCCGAGUCCUACUUCAUGGCGCGCCUUCUCAACCGGACUCGCGUCAUCAACACCCUCGCCGACGUCUACGAGGAGAUCGCCAGCGGCCACGCGGACGACGUCCACGAGCCGUCGCCGCCGCCCCCCGUCACCGUUCUGUCGGAGGGCGACGUCGACUCGGAUCCGCUCGGUCAGUCGGCCGACGAGAAAUCGACCGGAGCGGCCGGCGACGCGCCGCCGACCGACGAGGAGCCGUCCCCGGCCGUCGACGACGGCGGCAUCCAAAUAAACGAGGUCUCGUCGAGUUCACCCGUCGAGGCCCCGCCGAGACCCCGCGGCCGACGACCUCGCACCGACGUCCGCCGUGACGCGCCCGUCGUGCCCGACCGCGUGCUGCGCUCCCACCACGAGGACGGCCAGCAGCGCCCGCAGACUCGGCAGGCGGCGACGCGCGGUCGCCCCGCCGGCCCGCCGUCGCUCGACCGAGUCGUCAUCCUCAAUCGGCGCGCGCCGCCCGCGCCGCCCGUGCAGAGGUCCACCUCCACGGAGACCGUGCCGCCGCCGCGGAGACUAGCGCCCGCGCCCUCGUCCGCCGAGCCGGCGCCGCUCGCGGCCGACGACGACGACGGCAGGCGCGGCGGGCGCGCGACGCGCUCACACGCGCCCUCGACGCCGCUCGCGCAGAAGAUCACUCGCAGCAUCGGCGGCGUGGCGCGAGAGUUACGCGCGGCGGCGGCGGGAAACUCGGCGCGCGCCCCGGGGCCGGCGCGGCGGGCCCCGGCGGCGCGGCUGCGCGCCGACCGCUCGAAGGAGAACCUCGGCGCCGCGACGCGCCGCGCGCGCGCCCGCGCCGCCCCCGCGCCGCCGCGCCGGCCGCGCCGCGCCGAUAGCGCGCGCGAGCCGCUCGUGCACUCGACGUCGGGCGAGGAGCGGCCGCGCGCGCUGCGCUCCCGCAACGAGCCGGCCGCGCCGGCCGCGCCGCCCGCCAAGCGCGCGCGCUGCGACGACCGCCCGCCGCUGGGCAAGCGCGCCGCCGGCCCGUGGGCGCCCGCGCCGCCGCUGCGCCACCGGCUGCGGCGCCGGCUCGCCAAGUAGCGCGCGCCCGACUAGUGCUAAUUGUGGUUACCUGCGAGCGUGGGGGAAAACGGUGCCUUCAGUACUGCCGAAGUACUCUUUGACGUUUCGUAUUUUAUCGGUUCGGUCGCCGAGUCGUGCGGGAGAUCCAAAGAUGACCGCGUCGUAUACGGUUAAUGUUCUGUUGUUGUUUUUUGUUUUCGUCGCUCGCUCCGACUCCGACUUAGCGUAAGUAGUCCCCGUUUAGUUCUUUAAACUGUUUAGGUAGGUACCUCGCUCCACUGUCGACUGUAGUUUUUGUACUCGUCCCAUGUUCCGGCGCGGCUGUUUGCCACGCCCCGGCGACCGCCGGGUCGCAAUCGAAUAUAAACAAUAGUACAAAAGAGUAUAUUGAAUAUUUUAACAUGUAAGUUUAACAUGUGGACCAGGCGAAUUGAAUAGGCCCCAUAGAUAUUUAUUUUAUCUAUAUUUAUAUAUAUAUAUAUCAUGUUGCAUUUAACUUUAGACAGAUGUGGAAAACCAAUUUUCCUUCUUAUGAUGUCGAAACAGAGGCUACGUGCGACUUUCAGAUAAAUAUUGUUCUCAUAGAUAUAUUUCAUCGUUUACGAGACCUGUGAAACUGCGAUCUUGUGGACGACAUACUUUAUUAUUAGUAGAAUAUAAAAAUUGUGGGUACUAUUACCGAGAGUGCUUUUCUCAAACCUGUUAAAUAAGAGUGCUAAUUAUAUUUUUUUUAAUAUAUAGAUGUGUACAGAAACAAUUUUGUAUGAUCGUCACCAAAAUUUUCUUUUGACUUAUUAUGCAAAAUGUAUUUUUUCUAUACAAAUGUAGCUAUUAAAUAUCAGAGAAGUUAUUCUUUUAGGAAAAGAAUUGUUUAUGUACUUCCUUAACGAGCUUUAUUCGUUUUCUAUUUCAUGUUGUAAAACUCGAAAAUGAACCAUAUAUAUCUAUCUACAUUUAAUGGUGUUCCUUGAUCAUUAGUGUUGCUUGAGUAAAACAUAUCUAUAAAUUUGGGUAUGUUAUAUACACAUUUCCAAAUUAAGAUACUGUAGUGUUUAAUUUUCAUCAUGUGUCUAAUAAUAAAACAAUGUAACAGAAAGUGCUCAUUUUAUAUCAUUAAAGCAUAAUAUUCAUGACUAUAGCUGUACAAUAUCGUGAGAAUGUAUAAUAUACAUUUUCUUAAAAUGGCGUGGUUACCAGCCGAGUUUACGUUUGAGUUUUGUGGUAUUGUUAUUCAAGUGUUCGUCAAUAUAUUAUUAUGUAUGUGUCCAUAUAAGCUAGUAGACAAAACUUUAAACUCGUUGCUCUGGCAUUGAUUUUCCUUGAUUUACUUAUAAAAGUAGUUACAUUUUCCAGGAAAAUUUUUGUAGCGUUUCGUCAGUCUAUGCGGCGAUUUAAUUUACAAACAAAUAUAGCUGUAUGGGCACAAUUCUCUACCUUUCUCUAUCGUAAACGUUAUACAGAAAAAAAAAUGUUUUAUCUUUAACAAAUUUAAACAGAACUCAGGUUGUUUAGAAAAAUAGAUAAUAAUGUUCUUAAAUUGUUAAGUGUGUGAUUUAAAAGUAAAAAGAACUGUUACAAAUGUUAAUAUAUAUAUUAGUGAAUUUUAAUAAAGUAAAUUCUAUUUUAUAAUACAAUGUUAUUACAAUUUAUGUUGUAAAAUUGUUACAAGAGGAUUUUAACACUAAUUUGGUAAUCGUAAUGGCAAAUUCUCAAACGUGAAGUCGUCUGUUAACUUGAAUAUUAAUGUAAAAUAAGUCGAAACUUCUAGUACAAAAUUAAUGUGAAAUAACAUGAUUGACAUAAGCUACUGAAGUAAGUUUUGAUAGACACAUACAUAUAUACUUUAUAAUAAUGUAACUUAAGAAGUCUGUUAAAUAAAGGUACAAACAAUAUAUAAAACUUGUUACGAUAUAGAAAAUUCUAAAAUAAAUUUUAUCUUAGUUGGUUUAUGUCAAUCUCUUACGAUUUGAACGCAUGUUAAUAAAAUAUACCUUAUUUAAAGGCACUUAAGUUUGUAACUUAACUGUAUUUUAGAACACCAAUUAUCAAUACCAAUUCUGAUUAGUUUUAAUACAUUGUUAACUAGUGUAUGCGUCUGUACUGUCUUUUACCCAACCACCUUAGUAUCAAACUACAAGCAAUUUAAGUAACUUUACGUUUUAUACUAAAAGUAUUGUGAUCAUGAAACCAUUGAAUAAUAACCAAAUGCGAUGCAAUUUGUUGUUGAUAUGAAUUUAUUAUUGUAAAAUUUAAAAUAUUAAACUGAAUAUUAAAAUUAUUGACUAAAAGUACAUAAGGACUGAAGCAUAUAGUAAUGUUAGUGGCAGUCCAUAUUGUGUACUAAUGCGCCCGUGUUGGGCAAAUAAAUAUUAUAAAUAAUGUGCCUCACUUGUUACCGAUUUGACGACAAAUGAAUUAGGUGAAGUGUUCUUUGAUAAAUGAGAUAUGUAUUUUUUAUUAAAUAUAAAAUUUAUUGCAUUGUAAUUAAGCUGUAAAAGAGUUAAUAUAAUCUGUUAAGUAAUUAUUGUAAAAGUAUUUUUAGUAAAUUUCUGUCAUUUACGUCUAAUAAUGAAAGAUGUUGGCAUCCAGAACUUUCUGAAUCUGAUGUAAUGUUGAAAUUUACUUAUUUUUUUUAUAUUAAUGUUAUGUGUUAUUAAAUUAUUAACAGACGAUAUUAAUAUGGUUUUGAAUAGAAUUUGAUGUUAUUUUUAUUAUAUACAGAAAAACUGAAGUGCAAACAAUGGGGAUUGAUUUUAAAAAAAUAGAAGUAAAAUGAUUUACAUUUGAUUUGUUCCAAAUUAGCUAUGUUUCUAGACGCAUUCCUACUCUAUGUUGUGUCAAUAAUUAGAAUAUCCAUUUGCAAGUAUAAUAUAGAAACACAUAGUACAAUGUUGCCUUUUAAAUAUUCAUAUAUACACCAUAGUUAUUCUGGUAAGUAGUAAAAUUCUAAUUUUAUAUUAUGAGCAGUUACUUCGUUUCUUACUUAUGCAAUCUCGCUUGAUACUUCAAUCUUACCCUUGUAAGCAGGUCAUCCUUAUUAACUGUUUAAAUCAUAUCUAAAUUGUCCGAUAAUUUUUAAUCUUUGUAAGAACUUGUUUGCGUGUGUAUAUAUUUUAAAGCUAUUUAUCCUAAAUCAAAUCAAAUCUAAAAUUAUUUAUUAAUGUAGGAUAUUUUAGCCGCUUAUGAACGUCAAGUUUUUUUUAAUGAAUAUGUUUUCCCUACCGUCCAGCUCAGUAUACAGAUUCAAUUGAGAAGAACUGGCAAGAAACUCAACUGAAUUUCUUUUUUUUUUAUUAUAUAUUUAAAGUAGAUAGUCAGUUGAGUAUAUUGCUAGUAUAAUUUUAUAAUAUUCACAAUCAAUACGUAUAAAUACACAUAAUCGAUUAUUUCAGAAAGUAUAUCUUGAUACUAAAAUGAAAGAAAUUUAUUUACAGCUGUUAUAAUAAAGAUAGUAUAAAAUAGAUUUUUCUUAUAUGGUAUUUUUGACAACAAUGACAAUAUUAGCUUAGUAAAUCAUUAAUAUAUACAUGCUAGUUUGGAACAAACCCUAAAGUCUAGUUGGUAUUAACAAAUGUAGAGGAAAUUUGUCAUUGAUUGUUAUAACGGUUGUAUAAUAUAUAUGUCAAGCAAAAUAAUAAGCACCAUGAAUUUAAAAAAUAUAAUUGAGGAUCUUAUUUUAAUGUCAAAACUUUUGAACAUAUUUUCCAAUACUUUUUUAAGUCAAUAAUCGUGCGUUACAUGUUCGCUGAUAUUCGAACGAAUUCUGAAGUAGAUCAAAUGCAAUAUUAUCAGAAUUCAGUAUGAAUAUUAUAAAAUGCAUAAUUUUUAUAAUCGUGAGACUUGUAUUUUUCAGAAUCGUAAAGUUCUGUGUGCCAAUAUAUCUAAGAAAGCCUAAAUGAAGUGUUUGUUAUGGUAAAAUUGUUACUAUUCGUUUUGUAAUACGAGUCAACCACAACCGACAGAUAUUUUCAUAGGAAACAGUAUUUUAUCAAUAUUUUAUGUUUGAACCCAGUUUCUUUGUUUUAUUUUGUGAUGUAAGUGACGGAUCAACAUUGGGUACGAUGUGACCUAAGGGUUGUUAUUGCCUUGAAAGGAGGAACGGUGAAACCUGCUAACGUAAAGAUUGAGAAGCUACAACAAAUUUAUUACUAUACAUAAUAAUUUUAAAGUAAAGGAUUAUUGUAGAUUUUAUUUUUUGAUUUAAAUAAAGUUUGU
Achroia grisella is the source of this 6908-nucleotide messenger RNA. It is a transcript of the gene Pp2C1, whose product is annotated as serine/arginine repetitive matrix protein 1. Gene Ontology annotation, biological process: protein dephosphorylation. The record is from RefSeq and is a predicted model, not a curated record. Gene Ontology annotation, cellular component: cytosol; nucleus. Lineage: Eukaryota; Metazoa; Arthropoda; Insecta; Lepidoptera; Pyralidae. The coding region runs from base 285 to 2711 and encodes 808 amino acids. Gene Ontology annotation, molecular function: cation binding; mitogen-activated protein kinase binding; protein serine/threonine phosphatase activity. The transcript has 5 exons.